This is a messenger RNA of Saccostrea cuccullata (small rock oyster), 1828 nucleotides long. Its product is annotated as protein mono-ADP-ribosyltransferase PARP15-like. The record is from RefSeq and is a predicted model, not a curated record. Gene Ontology annotation, cellular component: cytoplasm; nucleus. The coding region runs from base 195 to 1808 and encodes 537 amino acids. Gene Ontology annotation, molecular function: transcription corepressor activity; NAD+-protein mono-ADP-ribosyltransferase activity; NAD+ poly-ADP-ribosyltransferase activity. Lineage: Eukaryota; Metazoa; Mollusca; Bivalvia; Ostreida; Ostreidae. The transcript is spliced from 7 exons. Gene Ontology annotation, biological process: protein poly-ADP-ribosylation; negative regulation of gene expression.
GCGGCCGUUGCAACCAUUGUUUACAACGUUGUUCGAUGUUUUGAUUGUGACGUCACUAUGCCGUUGCACGUGCAUUGACCAUCCGGUGAAUACAGUCUAAAAUCCGGUGAAUAUGUAGUGUUAUGAACUGUUUGCGUUUGUAUAGAUUAUAUAGGGACUAUAAAUAGACUAUAUAAUAAUAAUAAAUAUUGUUAAUGUAUGUUGUAGCCAAGUCUUUUUCAUCAGGAGAGUAUGUUGUUACAUCUGGGGGUAAUAUGAAUUGUAAGUACAUCAUUCAUGUGAAAGGCCAGAGAUCGACAGAAGGGUGGGAGCGAAUGGUGACCAAGGCUCUGACUCAUGCUGACAAUAAAGGGUGCAGAUCCCUAUCCUUUCCAGCUCUGGGAACAGGGGUUGUAGAUAUUGACCCAACAGAUAUUUCCCUGUGCAUGUUUAGAGCCAUCAGUAACUAUAAUCCCGUAAACCUACAGACAGUGAGGAUUAUUGUUUUCCAGAGCGAAAUGCUUCCAGUGUUUGAAUUUAUACAACAGAGCUAUUCUUAUGUACCUUUAGAACAAACCAAGGAUGAUUAUACCGGAAAAACGAGAGUUGAUAUGGGAUUGGAUGACAAAGACGAAACAAUUAUAAAGUACCCAUUACAUACUGAUGAGAAUCUUAUCCAUGGACAUAUAGUUAACAGAGAUCAAGGAUGUGGGGAAAAAGAAACAGAUGAAUGGUUUAUCGUUCCGGAUCAUUCAAUCGCUAAGGAAAGCAGCAAUGAUUUGGGGAGGGAGGAGGAAUAUGAAUGCACAGAUAUUGAUAUAUCAAAUUAUAUGUUACGAGAUAUUGAGAUUGAUGAAAUUAAAAGAAUAGCAAGAGAUACCAAAAUCAUCGUAAAAGAAGGAAAGAUUGAAUUGGAAGGCUUAACAGCAAAUGUAAAUAUAGCAGUUGUAUCUAUUUAUAAAUAUCUACUUGAGGUCAAGGACAAAGAGAGUGCUCAGACAGUCCAGAAAUACGUCGAAUGGCACUAUGAAUCCAGCUUACUAUAUAAAUGGACACAGUUUAAGUAUGAUAUCAACUUGCAAAUAGAAAAUGCCUACCAAGCCAGUAAGGAUUCGUGUAUUUUUAAAGACAACAGUGGAACUGAAUAUGUUAUUGACUUUAAAAAGAUGGAGGAGCAUGAGAAAAACAAUCCUUGGAAAAAGUACAAGAUUAAACGAGUAGAUAAAGGGUUUCCUAUUGGGCUGCCAAAGUCAUGGGUCUCUAUGGGAAAUAAUCAGACUGUGGUCGAGAUCACCUUGAACUAUUUGGACGAUGAAUAUGAAGAGGUCAUGUCAAAGUUCAAGGCAACCAGUACCAAAACAGUGUCAAUUUCAGAGAUACGCAGGGUGCAAAACCCAUAUCUGUAUCAGCAGUAUGUUGCAAAACGGAAGGAAAUCGAAGUAAAGAAUGGAAAAGACCCCCAGCAAUGGUUGUGGCAUGGGACGUACCCAGACACUGUAGAUAAAGUUAUCAACAAUGGAUUUAAUAGGAGAUAUUGUGGCAAGAAUGGUACUAGGUUUGGUGCUGGGGUUUAUUUUGCUGUGAAUGCCUCCUACUCUGCGGGGUAUUGCAGACCUGAUUUUAAUGGACUCAAGCACAUGUUCUGUGUCCAAGUGGCGACUGGUGAUGUUUGCAAGGGGAAAAGUAGCAUGAAUGUUUUGCCUCCAAAACCAGGCGCAAGAAGUCAUGUGACUUAUGACUCUGCCUCUGAUAAUCCUUUUAAUCCGGAAAUGUAUGUGAUAUUUCAUGACAGCCAAGCCUACCCGGCAUAUCAUAUAAUCUUCAAAUAAUCCAACUAAAGUGUCAAGCA